CUCGCCGCGAUUACCGUGCAUCGCGAGCUCUCGCGUACGCUCGUUAAAUACGGAAAUUGUUUUAUCGCGCUGACUUGGGCGAUCUCUCGCGGGACGCGGGACCCAGCGGGAAGGUUAUCGUUCACCGGGGCAAAAGUUGUCGUUUACGUUUCUGUAAUCAGUGCAAUGGAACGUCGCACUCGGACUUCCAGUUUCCAGCGAGUUUGCUACCCGUUCGCGGAUUAAUUCGAUAGAUUCGGAAAGGAAGCGUGUCUCGACGAAGAUGAGGGUGGCGGUGGUGGGCGCCGGAAUAAUUGGCGUAACGAGCGCGGUUGCGGUGAAGGACGCGUUCCCGCGGUUCGAGGUGCAUGUUUAUGCGAACGAAUUCUCGCCGGACACCACUGGCGACGGGAGCGCAGGACUGUUGCUUCCUUAUCUGCUCGGAGAAACACCCGUCGACAAAGUACUGAAAUGGACCGGAAUCACUCGCCGAUGGUUCGACGACUUCUGGAGAUCCGGUCAGGCCCCGGAAGUGGGAAUCGCGUUGCUACCGGCAUACCGUGUUACCAGCGAUCCGCGAGGAUACCCUGAUUCCAGUUGGACAAGAUUGGUAUACGGCGCGGAUAAGCUUCCUUCGACGGAAUUGGAGAGAUUGAACGAGCAGCACGGGACGAGCUACAAACACGGAUGGUCGUUCCUGACGUACAUCGGCGAGCCGACUCGCCUGUUGCCCUGGUUGAUGAAGAAGUUCGCGAAGGCGGGCGGAGUAUUUCGGAAGAGAAAAGUCGAGAAGCUGCACGAACUGAUCGACGACAAUGGAUACGACGUGGUAAUAAAUUGCAGCGGACUCGGCGCGCGACACCUCGCCGCCGAUAACACGGUCACGCCUAUCAGAGGUCAAGUGGCCAGGGCGACGGCUUCCGGGACGUUGCACAUGUUCUUGGUGGACGACGACGACUCGUACUACAUCAUUCCAAAUUACGAGGUCAUGGUGUUGGGCGGUACGCACCAAGAGGGCGACUACGAUUGUACGCCGCGGCAGGAGGACGCGCAGCGCAUCUACAAAUGGUGCAAGCGAGCCUUGCCCGCGUUCGAGGGAAUCGAAUUGCAGAAAGAGUGGGUGGGUCUUCGACCCGGGAGGCCCAGCGUGCGUCUCGAGUCCGAGGUUCUCGUGUCACCUCGCGGCAAGAAGUACGAGGUGAUACACAAUUACGGCCACGGUGGGAGCGGUGUGACGAUCAGCUGGGGCUGCGCCAUGGAAGUCGUCGAGAUCCUUCGAGGCAGUUUAGGGUUGAACUCGCGUCUGUAACCAUCGAGGGUCAAUAAAGACAUACAUAUGUACA
This is a messenger RNA of Megalopta genalis, 1322 nucleotides long. Its product is annotated as D-amino acid oxidase 2. Gene Ontology annotation, cellular component: cytoplasm. Gene Ontology annotation, biological process: D-amino acid catabolic process. Gene Ontology annotation, molecular function: D-amino-acid oxidase activity; FAD binding. Lineage: Eukaryota; Metazoa; Arthropoda; Insecta; Hymenoptera; Halictidae. The record is from RefSeq and is a predicted model, not a curated record.